GACAGUUGAAAGCAGAUAAGAGAGACUCUCCCAGUGGUCUAUAUAUAUGGGAAUAGUGCCUAAGUAGUCACUCACAGAGUAUUUGUAUCCACCUCUCUAUCUCCCCAUCUAUCCUCCAAUCAAGUGAUGAUGGAUAACAGUGGAAGGCAGCAAAGGGGCGGCAUGCCUCAUGUUGUGUGCAUGCCUUAUCCAGCUCAAGGUCACGUAGCCCCAAUGCUAAACCUAGCCAAGCUUCUUCACCACAAAGGCUUUUACAUCACUUUCGUCCACACUCACUUCAACUACAACCGCUUGCUCAGAUCAGGCGCCCUCAAUUCACAAUUCUCCUCCCACUCCCCCACCUUUCGUUUCGAAACCAUCCCUGACGGCCUUCCUCCCCCGGAUAACCCCGACGCCACUCAGAACAUCAUCGAGCUCUGUGUUUCCACCUCUAUUCACUGCCUUGCUCCGUUCCGUGAUGUGGUGGCUAAGCUCAAUAAGUUGCCGGACGUGCCUCCGGUGAGCUGUAUAAUUUCUGAUGCAAUCAUGGCUUUUACACUUGAAGUAUCGCAGGAGCUUCGCAUUCCCAAUGUUUUCUUUUGGACGGUUAAUGCUUUUACUCUUGUGUGCUACUUGCACUACUCCGCUAUCCGCAACUUAGCUUUGCAGCAACAUGCAGCGAGUAUCAACUCCAAAAAUGAUUAUCUCGACUACAUGAUCGAUUGGCUGCCUGGAAUCGGUAAUGUUCGUUUGCGUGACACUCCAUCUAUGAUUUGGGAUCCCGCCUUGCCUGAUUACUUCGUCGAGUUUUGCAUUCGUGAAAUAUCCAGGACUCGCAAGGCUUCUGCCGUGAUUCUCAACACUUUUGAUGCACUCGAGUCUGAUAUUAUUUACCAAAUUUCCAACAUGAUUGAUCUUCAUGUCUACCCCAUCGGACCCGUUCACAGCCUUUACAAGUCGGUCAUUCCCGAUGAUGUGGAAACCGGAUCUAUUCAAUCCAAUUUGUGGAAAGAAGACUCGACUUGUAUUGAGUGGUUGGAUUCAAAACAAGUCGGGUCGGUGAUUUAUGUCAACUUCGGUAGCAUCACAGUCAUGAGCCCGCAACACUUGGAAGAGUUUGCAUGGGGACUCGCCAAUAGCAUGCACAAUUUUCUAUGGAUCAUCAGACCGGAUCUAGUCAUGGGUGACUCACCACUUCUCCCUCCGGAUUUCAUAACCCAGACUAAAGGAAGAGGUUUGCUAGCAAGCUGGUGUGACCAGCAACAAGUGUUGACCCACUUGUCGAUUGGAGGGUUUUUGACUCAUUGCGGAUGGAACUCGACCCUGGAGAGCUUGUCGGCCGGAGUGCCGAUGAUUUGCUGGCCAUUUUUUGCUGAUCAAUUAUGCGUCCGUCAUUGUGUUUGCAGAAUGUGGGAGGUUGGAGUUGAAGUUGAGGAAGACGUGAAGCGACUAGGAGUGGAAAAGUUGGUGAGGGAGUUGAUGGAAGGAAACGGGGGGAAGGAAAUGAAGAAGAGGGCUCUGGAGUGGAAAAAUAAAUGUCAAAGGGCCAUAGCUGGUAAAUGCAACGGUUCGUCAUGUUUGAAUCUGGACAGAAUGGUGAAUGAAGUCAUUUUAUCACAGAUUGAUCGGGAAAAAGGGAGUAGUAGGUAAGGUAGAUGGAUAUCUUUACUCGUCGUGCUUGUUGAUUGAAAUGGAUUUAUUGUUUUGUUCAAUGCUUUACAUGCAAAUUCAGUUUGAAA
Molecule: messenger RNA, 1718 nt
Organism: Daucus carota subsp. sativus
Lineage: Eukaryota; Viridiplantae; Streptophyta; Magnoliopsida; Apiales; Apiaceae
Product: 7-deoxyloganetin glucosyltransferase
Exons: 2
Coding region: 127-1629 (500 amino acids)
Molecular function (GO): quercetin 3-O-glucosyltransferase activity; quercetin 7-O-glucosyltransferase activity
Source: RefSeq, a predicted model, not a curated record